Messenger RNA from Rhodotorula graminis WP1, 1289 nucleotides. RefSeq lists its product as uncharacterized. NCBI's taxonomy places the organism in Eukaryota, Fungi, Basidiomycota, Microbotryomycetes, Sporidiobolales, Sporidiobolaceae. Bases 18 to 1196 code for a protein of 392 amino acids. The record is from RefSeq and is a predicted model, not a curated record. The transcript has 6 exons. Gene Ontology annotation, molecular function: asparaginase activity.
CUCGUCCGGGUCUCGCCAUGCUCGCCAAGUCGCUCGCCGCCGCGGUCGCCGUCGCCGCUCUCUUCGGCUCGAGCUGCGCCGCUCCCCUCGUCGCGCCCGCAAAGUCCGCCGUCCAGCUCGUCGAGCGCGACCGCGGCUCUGACUUCAACGUCACGUACUCGAGCAACUACACCGAGCACCUCCCUCGCACGCUCAUCAUCGCGACCGGCGGUACGAUCGCUGGAUCCUCGGCCGACAAUACCGACACGACGACAUACACUGCUGGGACCGUCGGCAUCGAGCAGCUCAUCGUCGCCGUGCCCGAGCUCCUCAACGUCAGCAACGUCGACGGCAUUCAGUUCUCGAACAUCGCGUCCGAGUCAAUCUCGGACGGCAUGGCGCUCAACCUGAGCAAGCUCGUCAACGAGGCGCUGUGCUCGAACGCCUCGAAGUGGGACGCCGCCGUCAUCACGCACGGCACCGACACGCUCGAGGAGACGGCCUUUUUCAUCGACGCGACCCUCCAGUGCGACAAGCCCGUCGUCGUCGUCGGCGCCAUGCGCCCCUCGACCGCCAUCGGCGCCGACGGCGGCAACAACCUGCUCUCGGCCGUGACGACGGCCGUCACGCCGGCCUCGCGCAACCGCGGAACGCUCAUCGUCCUCAACGACCGCAUCUGCCAGGCCCUCUACUGCCAGAAGACGCAGGCCAACACGGUCGACACGUUCAAGUCGCCCGAGCAGGGCUUUAUCGGCACACUCCUGUCGACCAAACCCGUGUACUACUCGACGCCGUCGCAGCCGACGUUCAAGCGCGUGUACGACCUGUCGAACGUCACGUCGCUGCCGCCUGUCGAGAUCCUCAUCGGGUACCAGGGCGCCGACCUCGCGCUCAUGGACGUUGCCGUGAGCGGCGGCGCAAAGGGCAUCGUCAUCGCCGGCGUCGGGUCGGGGUCGGUGUCCGAGACGGGCAAGGACCACGUCGCCAAGGCGGUCGAGCAGGGCGUGCCCGUCGUGCGCUCGACCAAGAUCAACGUCGGUGCCGUCCCCUCGCCGGCCUACGCCAACACGAUCGCCGCCGGCCUGCUCAACCCGGUCAAGGCGCGUCGCCUGCUCCAGAUCCUGCUCGCGCUCGGCAAGUCGAACGACGAGGUCAAGCAGGCGUUCGAGGAGCAGCUGCAGGGUUUCCUCACGCUCGACCUGAAGAAGCACUACUAGAUAUAGAGGAGGCGGAUACAGGGUGGGUAGACUGGCGGGCAGUGCGUCGAGUGACGACGGAAAAGGAGCGCAGCGCGCUCGUUCCUCUCUUUC